AUGGACGUCCACAAUGCAUUCUUACAUGGAGACCUUGAUGAGGAAGUUUACAUGACACCACCUCCUGGUUUUAUUCAGUCUCAGGCCGAUCAUUCUCUUUUUACAUUGACCACUGCUACCAGCAUCACCAUUGUUCUUGUUUAUGUUGAUGACAUUUUGGUUGUCAGCAAUGAUCUUUCUCAGGUUAUCUAUUUCAAAUCUGUUAUUUCCACGCACUUCAAAACCAAGGAUCUUGGCCCUCUCAAAUAUUUCCUUGGCCUUGAAGUUGCUCGAUCCCCUUCAGGCAUCUUUCUCAAUCAACGAAAAUAUGCCCUGGACAUCCUUGCCGAUAGCGGUCUUCUUGGUUCGCGACCUGCUUCCUUUCCUAUGGAACAAAACUUGAAACUCAACGACACUAAUGGUGAUCUUCUUCCUGAUCCAGGCUCCUACCGACGAUUAGUUGGACGACUCAUUUAUCUCACCAUCACCAGACCUAAUAUUGUUUUUGCAGUGAACAUUCUUAGCCAAUUCAUGCAUGCCCCCCGACUUCCGCACAUGACAGCUGCCAUUCGUGUUCUUCGCUACAUUAAAGGCACUUCGGGUCAAGGCAUUUUUUUCCCUUCCUCCAAUGAUUUGCAUGUUCGUGCUUAUACUGAUUCUGAUUGGGCUAGUUGUCCUACCACUCGCCGCUCCACUACUGGUUUCUUCAUCACUCUUGGUUCUAGUACCAUUUCCUGGCGUACUAAGAAACAAACCACGGUUGCUCGCUCUUCUACGGAAGCUGAAUAUCGAGCCAUGGCCGUCACCACAUGUGAACUCGUUUGGCUUCAGCAGCUUCUUCAUGACCUUGGCAUCUCUCACACCGACCCCAUGAUUCUCUAUUGUGACAAUCAGUCUGCCCUUCACAUUGCUCAAAAUCCAGUUUUUCAUGAGCGCACAAAGCAUAUUGAAAUUGACUGCCACAUUGUUCGUGACAAACUGCGUUCGGGUCUCUUUACCACCGCUCACCUUCCCUCUUCUGAGCAAAUUGCCGACAUCUUCACCAAAACCUUGGGAUCCUUAACAUGA
Molecule: messenger RNA, 1047 nt
Organism: Juglans regia (Persian walnut)
Lineage: Eukaryota; Viridiplantae; Streptophyta; Magnoliopsida; Fagales; Juglandaceae
Exons: 3
Coding region: 1-1047 (348 amino acids)
Source: RefSeq, a predicted model, not a curated record